Messenger RNA from Athalia rosae (coleseed sawfly), 1309 nucleotides. Its product is annotated as SOSS complex subunit B homolog. The transcript has a single exon. Gene Ontology annotation, molecular function: DNA binding. Bases 342 to 1034 code for a protein of 230 amino acids. The record is from RefSeq and is a predicted model, not a curated record. Gene Ontology annotation, biological process: mitotic cell cycle checkpoint signaling; double-strand break repair via homologous recombination; response to ionizing radiation. Gene Ontology annotation, cellular component: SOSS complex. NCBI's taxonomy places the organism in Eukaryota, Metazoa, Arthropoda, Insecta, Hymenoptera, Athaliidae.
AUGGCUGACAUUUGGACUAUCAGCUGCCAAGGGCAUAACACCCGUAUCAUUUCUUUGAUGAACUUUUCUUACACCUACAACGAAAAAUAAAAUACGAGCCUUAUAAUUGGUGCCAUAAUAAAAGACCUCGAUAUUAAAUUCAUGUUAAGUAUAAAUUCCGAUGAAUUCGGAGUCAGACAAGGGAGAGCUGAUACAUAAGUAGCGGAUCCUCUAACAAUAGAGAGUUUGUUAAUAAAGGAAAUAAUAGUCAAUUUUAAAAAAUUGGCAUUUCAAGAAAAACAUUUUUUAUAAAGUUUUGUGAAAAAAUUGUGCAGUGUAACAAUAUUGUUUUAUUAACGACGAUGGAAUAUGUCGUGAUAAAAGAUAUACGCCCUGGCCAGAAAAACAUAAAUGUGGUGUUCAUAGUUCUCGAAGUUGGCCAUCCUACAAUUACCAAAGAAAACCGCGAAGUUCGAACGUUCAAAGUUGCCGACAGUACGGCGUGUAUGAAUGUAUCAAUUUGGGAUGAACCUGGUCAACUAUUGGCACCGGGUGAUAUUGUUAAAUUAACUAAAGGUUACGCAUCCGUAUGGAGGCAAUGCCUAACGCUUUAUUCCGGUAAAAAUGGUGAUAUUCAAAAAAUCGGAGAGUUCUGUAUGGUUAUUAAUGAACAAUUGAACAUGAGCGAACCAAACCCUGCCUUAGUUCAACAGCUUAUUAAUCAAGGAGGUUCCGGCCCACCUGCUAGCAACGUUAACAACACAGUAACAAAUAAUGGCAAUGCAAAUAACGUAGCUGGUCCUCCAGGGAGACAAACACCGACGACGCAAAGCAAUGCCACAACUCCUGCAACUGCAACAACCACUGGAACGGGAACAGGAACACCUGCGACAAGUUCUGCUCCAGGGAAAGGCGGUAACGGUGGUUCCGCAGGUCUACCUGGGGGAUCGGCAAGAUUUUCUGGAGAAUCGGGCUCGAAAUCUUCAACUACAGGGAAGGGAGGAUCUCGCGGACGCGGUGGAUACCGAAAUGGAGGAAGAAGCGAUCGCAGAUAACAGGAAUCGAAAAUCUAAUCAUUUCGUCAUUAUUUUGUCUCCUUUAUAUUUGCAAAAAAAAUUUCCACACGACCAGACAGACAAUGAAGUUGUGAGAAAAUGACCGCAGAUGUUAAAUAUUACAUUUUUAUAUUAUACUGUAAAUGAUAAUGAUAACAAGGAUAUUAAGAUUGGGUGUACUUCCGAAAAACGCAUAGCCCCGAUCAAUCUGAAAUUUGGUAUAAUAACGUAUUAUCAUAUGAUUAUUAAAUUAAUACAACAAUUUAUACGAAAAA